This is a messenger RNA of Cladophialophora carrionii CBS 160.54, 972 nucleotides long. RefSeq lists its product as uncharacterized. Lineage: Eukaryota; Fungi; Ascomycota; Eurotiomycetes; Chaetothyriales; Herpotrichiellaceae. The coding region runs from base 1 to 972 and encodes 323 amino acids. The record is from RefSeq and is a predicted model, not a curated record. Gene Ontology annotation, molecular function: aldose reductase (NADPH) activity. The transcript has a single exon. Gene Ontology annotation, cellular component: cytosol.
AUGGCACUCAAUCGAACCUUCACACUCAACACUGGGGCCGAGAUCCCCGCUGUAGGUUUCGGCACCUGGCAAGCGGCACCGCAUGAAGUCGAGAACGCGGUCGAAAUUGCGCUCAGGGCCGGUUACAGACAUCUAGACUGUGCAGCAAUCUACAGAAACGAGACCGAGGUCGGUCUGGGGAUCAAGAAAAGCGGCGUCGAUCGAAGAGACAUCUUCAUUACGUCGAAGCUCUGGAACUCGAAGCAUGACCCCAAGGACGUAGAAGCAGCACUCGACAAGUCAUUGCAAGACCUUGGUGUCGAAUACGUCGACCUGUACCUAAUGCACUGGCCGGUGGCUUUUGCUUCAGGUAGUCGUUGGUUUCCUCUAGAUGACAACGGCGUCUUCAAGUUGUCAGAAGUGCACUUCAACGAGACGUGGAAGGCGAUGGAGGCACUAUUGAAGACGGGGAAGACUCGAGCCAUUGGCGUCUCCAAUUUCAAUAUCCGCCGCCUGAAAGAACUGCUUUCCGUCGCCGAGGUAGUUCCCGCCGUCAACCAGGUCGAAGCCCAUCCGUAUCUUCAACAACCUGACUUGCUGGACUUUUGCAAGGAGAAGGGCAUCUUGAUCGAGGCUUACAGUCCUCUCGGAAACAACACCACGGGAGAGCCAAAGACCGUGGACGAUCCGGAAGUUCAUGCGGUCGCCAAAUCUUUGGGGAUGGAUCCGGGUCAAGUGCUUGUGAGCUGGGGCGUUCAACGUGGCACGAUAGUCCUUCCAAAGAGUGUUACCGAGAAACGCAUCAAGGGCAAUUUCCAGGAUGCUGUUCUUCCGGAGGAGGCGAUGCAGAGACUGAAUGCUCUUGAGAGGCACAGAAGAUUCAACUUCCCAGCAAGAUGGGGUUAUGAUAUCUUCGACGAACUCGGAGAGAAGCAGGUGGCCGAGAUCGCGAGGAAGUCGGGCCCUGAGAAUCUGCAGAAGUUCACUGUUUGA